UCGGGACUUGCCACGACUGACAGUCGGCCGGGUGGCGACGGGCGAUAAAAUGGGUGCCAGAGAGACCUUCUCCCGACACUGGUUCAUAUAUACCAUGUGCGCUGUCAUAGUUCUGGCAUUUAUUGCACCCGGAGUGGGCUCGAAGGGAGGAUUAAUAUACCCCGAGAUAACUGUGAAAUGUGGAGCUGUGUCAAUCAUCUUCUUCCUUAGUGGUCUGUCGCUGCAGGCAAGUGACGUCCAUGCUGCCAUGUCUCAAACUUGGUUACAUGUCUUUGUACAAGGAACAACAUUUUUAAUAUAUCCACUUCUAAUGAAAAUGGUGUGUCUUGUACUGCAUGGUCUUGGGAAUAUAAAUAAGUCUCUUUUAGAAGGUCUUCAGGUUGUGAGCUGCAUGCCACCCCCUGUUUCAUCUGCUGUUAUCCUUACACGAACGUGUAGAGGAAAUGUGGCGGCAGCCAUCUUUAAUUCUGUCGUGGGAAGUUUUCUGGGGUUGUUUUUAACACCUUUAUCUUUAAGGCUAUGGCUUGGUGUCUCGGCAUCCAUCCCAAUCAUUGAUACAAUCUUGUAUCUUAUGCUCACUGUGCUAAUGCCUCUGUGUGCUGGUCACUUGUACCAGAGAAGAGGUAUUCACCCGGUCAUCAUGUCUCGGGGAUCUUCUUUAGGAACAUUGGGGCAAUGGAUGCUGCUUCUCAUCAUUUACUCAACUUUUUGUGAUAUGUUUAGAUCAUCCAGAUUAGAAGAACUGCUUCCAAGAAUGGCCUCCACAGUCUUAAUAGUGGUUUGUAUGCAGUGUGCUCUCUUGUAUGGCACCUGGUGGGUGUCACACCGAUGGCUGGUGGGUUGGUUCUCCCGAGGCGACACCUUGGCCAUCAUGUUCUGCUCCACUCACAAGUCACUCACACUAGGUCUUCCUAUACUUCGUAUAUUAGUGUCUGAGGUGACUGCGCUGGGGGAAUUAGCUCUUCCACUCUUAGUUUAUCACCCGCUGCAGAUGGUGCUGGGGGGGACCCUCACACCUUACCUAAUUGCCUGGGCUCGGCAUGCACCUGAAAGAGUUUUCGCUUCAGAAGUUUAAUGAAAGGCAUUUAAUGAGUCUUGGCAGCAGAAAAUUAAAUACCCUUAGUCCCAACUACAGUACGAAGAAAAUUAAAUAAAAGCCAAAAUAGAAAGGCAGUAUUUGGAAAUAUUGAUAUACAGUAUUAUAUUGAUAUGCAGUACAGAGUAUAUGCUAACACUAUUGAAGGAAAUAUUAUAUAAUAUGUUUUCUGAGCCACACGUUUAGUUGCUUUCUAUGGUAAGCUCUGCUUUAUUGAACAGGUUCAUGCAUACUUAGACAGGAGGACAGUCUGCACCCACUUCACAUGGAACUCAAGUAGUUCCUGCAAGGUGUAUGGAAUCACUAGCAAAUAGCAAAUGUGCAGUCCAUCCCAGAAUGACUGAUGGAGGUUUGUUCAUAAAAAAGUCAAAUCCUUUUUGGUAUUGCAGGUGACUGUCAAAGGAAGGCUCUCACUAACGACUACUUUUCCUGCCUGGCAACCUGUGUUAACUGCCAGCAAGUGGCAGAGCCACAACAUAUCUCUAGCCUCCCUAACACAAGCCACCCUAUAUUUUUCUGGUAUCAUGCGUCGGUCUUGCAUGCAGGGAUUUUCAGUGAAUAUUGACCUUAUUUCACUGUUCAUUGAAUACUGAACAUCCAUUAGUUCUGAAACUGAUGGAUGCCCACUACUACUGAAUACUGUACUCUAGGCUCAUUUUAUGUUUGGUGCAUUCUCAAGUCGAUUGUCUUGAGAAUGGUCCAGGACGGACCGAAACGUUGUCGUCCCUUCACCUUCUAGUGUGUGGUCUGGUCAACAUAGGACUCUUGCUCGAGGUUAAGGUAGGUUUGGAGUGGCAAGUUCUUUGCUGGAGUGCAGCUGUUUAUCCUGCUGUCCUGAAUCUUUUUAGAAGCGGGUAGACACUGACAGUUUCUGAGUAAAUCGUGCAUUGGAUAGCAAUUUAAGCUUGCAAUAAGGGACAGUAAUUAAUUCUGUUAUAAGGAUCGGUUAUCUAUUUAUUGGUGAGAAGUCUUGAGAUGAUAUGAGAUCAUGUGGAGACAUGCCCAGUGAUAUCUCAUGGAUAUCUCAUGGGGUUUCUGCAUUACGCAUUUGUAUUGGGAGAUAUUGGUUACAAAUGUUUUCAAGAUCAAAAGGUGCCAGAUAAUUAAGCUUUUGUUGUGUAGUACAGUACAAGCACAGUGUGUUUAUUUUCUGCAUCACUGAUCCUUAAGGUGGAACCACCAUAAAUAAUAAGAAUUUGUGUAGGUAUUGAUAGCCAUAUUUGAGCAAAAUCUAAAAAUGUACAGUAAUUCAAAAUGAGCUUGUUUUUGUAAAGAAUAAUAUUUCAGGACCAAUUAAUUUUGAUCAAAAUUGGAUCGAAGUUAUAAAUGAAUCUUAGGUUAGAACUACAUUCUCAGGAGCUCUCUACAAUAUAAUGCAGUCAAUGUAAAUGUUUUAAAUACAUGGUUUUAUGCAUACUUUCAUAGAUUUUUAAAUUUAAUAACUUGUUAUGAGUUGCAUUUAAAGGUGUGCAUUAAUUUUUUUUAACGGUAUUCUCAUUGCUUUGUUUAUAUUAUGAACAUAUAAUGUAAGUAUGAUACACCUUUAAAUGCAAUUCCUUCCCUGUAUGUCUCGGUUGCAACUGCAUAAGGGUCAAGGACUGGCUAAAAUAUCGUCACGUGAAAAAAAAAGGUAUGUGUGUGUGGGUGGGUUGGGUUAUUUAUAUAUUUAGUAUGAACAGGCUUUUAAUAGAUGUAUCACAAUCAUUUGUAUUUAUGUAUUUGUCUCAUUUUUGAGGAUAUUUUUUCUUAUACAGUAAUAUUAUUGUCUUUGUACAAAGUGAUCUUCAUUGCAAUGAAUUUUAGCAAAGCCUUGUCGUUAAGACUUAUUCAGAGUGAAGAGGUUCUCUUUGGUAUGCAGCAGUAACAUGGUAGCAACAGAAAGGAAAUACAGUACUGUAGUUCUGGUGAGGAAUGAGGUCCUCUGUACCGAGAUGGUAAGGCGAUCCCAAAAAGCUACAAAACGAAAUGAAAUAUAAUGAAACAAAUUUCUUCUUGAGAGAAUGCUAGUUGAUAAAUAAAUUUUAAAUGUACCCUUACUGAAAAGCUGAUGUUGAGUAGGUUAUUAGAAUUACCAGGAUGAAUGGGUACAUUUAAUGUUGUUAGAACUCAAGUGUAUACAUGAAGUAUUUGACAAAUGGUAUAUUUUCAUAACUAAUAUUAAUAAAUUUACAUCUUUAUUUUUUUAAUUAAAUGGCAUAUAAAUGUAUGUAACACACAUUUACGAGUAGUAACAUUUUUUCAAAUACUGUACUGUAUUUCAAAUGGGUAAUGCUUAAAAUCAUUGUUGGGGACACUAAUCAUGCACCCUUACUUAUCAGUUUGUAUUUGUAUCUCACUUUGUAUAAUAGAAUUUAUCUAUAAGUAACUUGAUCUGGGAUAUGGCAAAAUCCACUAGAGGUCUUUGAGGCACCAAGCUGGUAAGGUAGCCAAUCCAAGAUUUGACACAUUAUCUACAUACACUCUGGUGUAGGUGAUGAAGGUUUCCUUCAAAUGCAGUAGGAAAUAACAUGCGUACAAAUACAGUACAGUAUAUGUGAAUACUGUGUUGUACUCAUCAGACAUAGCAUGACAGUACAGUACUGUACUCGUAAGUGUGACACUUCCUCAGCAAUUAUAUAUGCUGUAAAUUUACUCUAAUACAGUAUAUCAGCUCUUCAAUACAACCUCUACUCUCAAAAUCUGGUUACUUUGCAUAUGACAAUAUGUUACAUAUCUACCUCUGUACAGUACCUAGUCUGUUUCUAUAUGCAUUUGGUAAGUAGUGGUAUUUGCUAUCAUUUCCAUGUCAUAUCUGCCAUAAAUGUAAUCUGUGCAGCAUUUACAUUCUUACCUUCUGAUCCUAUUUGUUUCACUUUUUUUUAUUUUUUUGCAGGGACAGCUAUUGCAAUCCCCUUUCUCUAUUGUACUACAUUAUAUAUUCUGUGUUUUCUUCACAGAUAUUUAUCUCCUUUUGUUCUUUGUUACCUGAUACAGUGAUAUUGUACACUGAAAUCUUUUGUUAUUCUCCCUCAUCCAUUUUCUUCACAAGAAUUAUAUCAGCAAUGUUUUGUGGAUGAAAUUUGAUGUAAUCAAAAAGUGCCUUCAGAUGCAAGCUGCAGAAGUUCAACAUGUUGCUUCUUGCAUGUAUCUGAUUAUAUUCUAUGCAUAAUUGUGACCUGGUAAAUUGUGAUCUUUGGUGCAGUCAUGCACCUUUCACUAUUCAUUGAGCCCAUGUAGCAGUAUGCAUGUCCCAAUAGUGUUGAUCAUUCAUGGCACAUGUAUUAAUUUAUGCCCCCCUUGUAUCAUUGAUCACUUGUAGCACUGGUUAUUCAUGUCUCUGGUAGCAUUGGUUAUUUAUAUCCCAUCAAGCAUUUUUUUUUGUAGUAAUGUUAUUUAAUCUCAACAGACGUGUAUCUGUUACCACCUAACUUCUUGCUGUCUGUAUUUCUGACACAUCAUUCCCUGUUUCUGUCUAAUAUAUUUAUCAAUGUCAUUAUCUAAAGGUAAUGGAAAAAGAUAAGCCUUCAAGCAAUACUAAGUAAAAGGGCCUUCCAUUAAAGGUUCACAAACCCUUCUCUUCUGUUACCAAACACUUCUCCUUGCCAUAGUACCACUUGCCAGAAGGCUGCAUCCCAGGAUACCUUACGAUUACCUUUGAUGAUUUCGGGGCAUAGUGUCCCUGCGGUCUGGUCCUCGACCAGGCCUCCUAGUUGCUGGACUGGUCAACCAGGCUGCUGGAAGUGGCUGCCCGCAGCUUGACGUGGGAAUCACUGCCUGGUUGAUCAAGUAUCCUCCUCAUAUAGGAUGCAGUUUCCCAGGAUACAGCUUCCUAGGAUACAGUUUCGUAAGGUGCAAUAUAUCACUGUCUUUCCACUGGGUAGCUUUCCAGAGUGCUGCCUCCCAGGAUGUAGCUUCAUUGGGUGCAGCUUCCUAGAGUGUGGCCUCAUAGUGAGUUGCUUCCUAAGGUGUAGCAUCCUAGGAAGUAGCUUCUAAGGGUGUAGCUUCCUAAAGAGUAGCUUCCCAGGGUGCUACUGCUCUGGGUACUGUUUUCCAAUAUAGUAUAAUAAUAAUAAUAAAUGUUUAUUCAGGUAAGGUACAUACAUACAAGAGAUUUUACAAAAAUGGAUAGAUUUAUAGAUAGAGCUAGUACAUACAAUGCCUAAAACCACUAUUACGCAAAGCGUUUCGGGCAGGAGAAACGUGGAAGUAGCUUCUAAGCUACUUUCCAGGGAACUAAUUCCCUUUCUCUCACCUUAGCUCUUUGUAUUUCUCUCUUGUUUCCAAUUCUCCAUUCCAUUGUUCAGCAUUUUAACAGUGUUGUUAUCUUUAGGUAAUCAAAAUGUUAAUUUAUGAAUAUACUCGGAGGAAUGCAAUGUUAAAUGAUAUAACUGGUACAAAAUAAUAAUUUAUUCUGCCUCAUGAAGUAUGAUGCAGCCAUGUUAAAAAUACAUUGUCUGCUUCAGUUUCUAUUCCAUUUUAUUCAUGAGUAUCAUGAGUAUUCAAAGCUUUUUUGUUGGACAGUAUAAACUAUUAAGAUACAGUACAUGGAGCUGUGAUUUUUUAAAAUAAAAUUGUCUUGUAUUUUUAUGAAAUUAAAAAGUUUAAAUUUUG
Procambarus clarkii (red swamp crayfish) is the source of this 5686-nucleotide messenger RNA. Its product is annotated as sodium/bile acid cotransporter 7. Lineage: Eukaryota; Metazoa; Arthropoda; Malacostraca; Decapoda; Cambaridae. Gene Ontology annotation, cellular component: plasma membrane. The record is from RefSeq and is a predicted model, not a curated record.